CCAUUAUAUUCAAAUUAGAAGUGCGCCACCGUUUGAAAAGGUCAUAUCCGCCGUUCAGUUUCUUGUCAAAUGUCGUAUUUGUCAAGUUUCUCUUAUUUCAUUGUGGUUUCAAACCAGCAGAUAUGUCUCGAACAUAUCGCAGCAAGCACGAGGCAGACGAAUUUGCCGAAUCCGUGAAGAAAAGAGCCAAAAAUCCGCAAGAGGUCCAGCUGAAGGGCUAUCACAUUGCCUCCCUCUAUUGUGAGGUUCAUGAGUACAAGUCGGCUCUUCCCUAUGCUGAAAGCUACACGGCUCUCAAGGUUGCCGAUCCCAGGGGUUGGAAGCUACUGGGCUAUGUCUACGAGUCCUUGAAGAACCCUGCUAAGGCCAUCCAGUGCUACCGUCGAUCGCUGGAGCUCAAUGAUUACCAGAAGGAACUGGUGCUCAAAGUUGCUGAGCUCUACUGUGAAGUGCAAUUUGAAGCAGAGAAACAUCGCUACUGGGUGGAGAGAGCUGAAAAGUAUUUUCCAAAUCAUCGCACCAUCUACAAAAUCAGGGAACACAUUCUACGUUCGAGCAAGAAUCUUCGAGAAUAUGAAAAAUAUCUCAGAGACAAACUGCACUCCAACCAAAAUGACAUCUACCUGAACAUCAAGCUGAUCGAUAUCCUCUUGGAAACCAAUCAGAUGAGAGAGGGCUACCAGCACUGUUCUACCAUCGGUGAUGGCCGUUGCUUUGACUCAGAGGCAAGAUGGUGGCAGAAGGCAGCAGUCUUCUACAAGACCAUGAUUAACAAGAAGAGCGGUCAGCCCGACAGUGUCAUGGUCCAGGUCUACAGCCGUCUGCUGCUUGCGGUCAAUACCCUGAUCAGCCUGGGGCUAGCCAAUAGCUCGGCUCCACCCAGUCACAACCUCUCUCAGAUUCAAGCAUUGGACAAAAUGCUGCUUCAGACCGGUGACUUCAUGCCGACCGUCGGGAAUGCCCUGCAGCGCCCUCAAGGGGAUGCCGUGGUACAGGAGGUCAAAGGUCAACUCUUCUUCCAUCUCGCCACUCUCUAUCUAAAGAUGGCAGUUGUGGGUUCCGUAUCACUAUCUGACGUGGUAGAGAUGGCCGCAGCCUGCUACUUGGUGAGCCUCCAGGUGGCGCCCUUCAGUCCCGUCACGGAGCUGCCCUUGAAGACUGAACGCAUGGAUGGACUCUCCCGUAGACUGAAACGACUCGGGGCAGAGAGGUUGAGUGAAGUCUGUCACAUGCUGAAUGGACUGGUGAAGAAGCACGACGAGGAUUGGCUGGAAGCAUGUCGAACUAGAUUCUGCACCAAACAGGGUCGGCAGAGGCUGUUUGAGCAACUCUAUGGAAUCCAGAAUCCUGAUCCAAGGCAAUCCUUUCUCAUGAUGGAUGAGGUGUUCCUACAAACAACUGCAGUUCAGAUCCCAGACAUGGUUAACACUGUCCUCAAAUAUGACAAAGCUUCCAUCGAGGGAGGAACCACCAACCUCCAGCGUCUGGUGUGGCUUGGACUCCAGUGGAACGUUCGCCAGGACGACAUCCUACCCGACCUGGGGUCGUUCGUAGAGGUGACCUUUGACCGUCUGGUGAUCAGCGCAAGGAACCUUGAUAACACCUCCGUCGAUAACCUGUGCAUACUGGAUCUAGAGGCAUUCCUGUAUGCCAGCAUCUUCAUCGCCCGAGCCCAGCUACGCAACCUGCAUCAGCAGGGAUUGGCCGGUUUGAAUAUUCCUGUCGCCCUAUUGGUCAACUGUUACUCCGAGGAGCAGCUCGACUGGUACAUGUCCGUCUAUCAACUCUACAGCGGAAAGGCAAAGCCGGUGGACCUGGGCAAGUUUCGUUUGACGGCCAAGAAGGGUCUUGAGGUACUGAGAUGCCAGAAGAAUCACGGAAUGGAGACUCAGCUACUCGUGGAGCUAGGAAGAACAUUCUAUGCCAGGGUGGAAGAGCUGAGGAAAGAUUCUCGUGACCCUAACGACCGCCGUGAUCGUCGUGAGGCAUACCAAGCUAUGAGUGUUCUCUACUGGGAAGCUGCCUUGGAUCACCUCAAGAUGAUGGCCAGUAAUCGAGCAGUUUCACACCCCAAGAAGCCAAUGUUUUCACAUGUGCACAAGCCAUUCGAGGAUGGCCUGGUGGCUAAGUUGCUGGAUGAGGGUGCUGUAGUGAUCGCAGAUUCCCUGUUUGAGAAAGGUCAACACCAGGUGGCGCUAUCCAACCUAGCCAAAGCAAAAACACCCAAGGCUCUCUUCUCAAAAGCAAUGAUGCUCCAUGUGUUGGCGUCUAUGGAGACAGAGGGGAAACCCCUUGAUAAGAUCACAGUGGACACGCUGAAGAAGCAAGGAGAUCUCCUAGACCAGUCCAAACACACACUCUAUCUUUCGAUGGACAGCAUCGAAAUGGAACCAAGAAAUCCGCUUCACGAGGAAGUCCAGACUCUCCUGGAGGAGAUCGAGGCGGAGCAGGCCUCCAUCCUGGAGCAGAUAUCCGCCCUGGAGGCGAACAACAAUCCAGACAUCUCCAACCUCUCCUCUAUCAGACACUCCUUCCUUCACGAGAGCACCCGCGGCUCCUCCAGGGGCAGGACGCCCUCGCGUGACUACGAAACGCCAUUCAGGGAAUCGAUGCAGAGAGACAACAGGACCCUGUCGCAGUCUCAGUACUCUGAACCGCUGAGCCCUGACCCUAGCCCACGUCGCCUGGCAGCAGAGGUUAGAGCCCUCAACCUGUCUCAUUCGCACAUCCUCGAUCAAAAUCAAAGACUGAUGAAGAGAGAAGAUAAACUCAUGGAAUCGAAUGCUGAACUCAUGAAACAAGUCCUUCAACUCACUAAAGACCUUCAAGAGAUCAAGCUUCAACAAGCCAAAGCUCUCAACCAGGCCCCCGCUCCACCGGCCCCUGCUGCACCGGCCCCUGCCACACCAGCCAACCAGGGUGUGACUGGGACCCCAUCAACAGCUCCUCAAGCCACUUCCUCCCCUCAGCUGCCCCAGCAAGCACCCCAGCAACCUCCUCCCCAACAACCUCAGCCUCAGCAGCCUCAGCACCCGCUGGCUUCCAGACAAACUGCAAGUCCAAGCAUGCAGCAGCAGACUCCAAACCGCACCCUCUACCAGCCACACCCUGCCUACCUCCCCAUGGAAGGGGGGGCAUACUACCCGCCCCACAUGGUCCCGCCCUCCCCCAUGGGCGCAGCAGGUACCCCGCAACAGGCCUGGUACCCCUCAGCUUACGGCAUGCCCUCGCCGAUGCACAACGCCGCCUACUACACCCAGCAGCAAGGUUACGCAAUGCCGACUUACGACCGUGGUACCAUGUCUCCUGGUAUGAUGGCGUCGACGCCCAGGAGCAAUGGGCGUGGACCGUUGGAGAGCCUCUACGGGAUGUAUUCCUCCAUUGGUGCUUCUCCAGAGGAGAAAGGCACCCCCGAACAGCUUGCCGCUUUACAGAGCCUAAAGCAGCAGCAGCAGCAGCAAGAAACGUCUGCAACUGCAGCCUACAACCAGCGUCUCAUAGUGUCUGGAGGAGCAGGAGCAGCGUGCAUCCAGGGGACUUCCCCUCAUAGCAUCCAGGGGGCUUCCCCUCAGAAGCCAGGCCCAGAUAUGGAAGAGAAGGGCAUGCUAGGGAGGGCCAGUGGGACCCCGACCUCGGCUGACAAGCCUGUCAUGUUCAAAGGUGGUUCAAUUACCAGUGGAAUGCCAUCCAAGUCUCAUGGUGUAGUUCCCCCAGCCAUGUUCUCACCAGGCUCCCCAUCCCCCUCGGCUGCAGCCAGACCUACCCCUGCAGCCCCCGCCCAGGUGCCCAACAGGGGCUUCAUCAGCACCCCUGAGAGGGGCAUCGAAAACGUGACUCCGCCCGUGGUGGCCACACCGGGCCUGAGCCACUUUGCAGGGACACCAACCAAACCCCUGGGCACAGCGGAACCAAGCAAAGCGAGUCUCCAGCCCCUGGGGAUGGCUAAUCAGAAUAUGCCCGACAGACAGAGGCUGACUAUGAUGGCAGCUGCUGCUGCUACGGGAGGGGGUUCCCCUUCCCCUGCUUCACUUCAUACUUCUGCACCACCUCAGCCAAAGACACAGUUCACAGGAUUUACUCCCAGCCCUGCUUCUGCCGCCUCGAAACCAAGUCCAGCCUUCGGCAGCUUCUCCUUCUCACCAAGCACUGUCAAACCAGCACCCUCUAUAGCCCAGCCAGCCACCACUUCCUCCUCUGCAUCCCCGUUCACUGGCUUCUCCUUCGGCAUGUCCACCACGUCUGCUCCGUCAACAUCCACCUUAUCAACAGCGGGUGUCUUCAAGCCUGCAGGACCUUCAAAGGCCACUCUCCAGCCUGCAGCAGCAGCAGGAGGAUCACCAGUGGUCUUCGGCAAGCCUAACCCUAGCCAAGAGACGGCAAGGUCCGCGUCACCGGUGUAUCCAGGGUUCUUUUCCUCUCCGAAGGCGGACCAGACGGUACCAUCCUCAAGGAAGCCGGGACAGAGUCCUCUGGCCAAGGAGGCUGCAUCGCCCAAAGUAGCAGACACACCCAAGUCCGUAUCCUUCAAAUCAGAGGGUGAAGACGAUGAUGUAAUCUUCGUCUCCAUGACCCAGCCAACUCCUGGGCAGCGUGCUAGAGCUGAGAAACUCAAGCUCCCUGGUGGUUUCUAUCUCUACGAGAAUGCCCCUCCCUGCAAGGGGUGCAUUGGAUGUAUCGAAGACCUUGAUUUAGAUUCGCUUUUUCAGAAAGGACCGGCAGUCAGACCGAAAGAAUCAACUUCAUCCGCAUUUGGAGCAACUGGAGGAAGCUUGCCUAUAAGUUCACCAGGGGGAAGCAUGUUUGGAGGUGGUGACGUAGAAGGAGGAAUGUCAUUUGCGACUUUAGCAGCCCACCAAACAGACGGAUUUGAACAGCCUUUCGGCAAAAAAGCAUCUGACAAACCAUUCGCCUUUGCCCACACCGGGGCCCCCGUCUUCGGAGGUGGCGGUGUUUCCCAUGGCAACGAUGACAACGAUGACUCAAACGGUGGCGGUGAGGAGUACGACCCCCACUACGAGCCCAUCGUGUCGCUCCCUGACAUCGGCAGUAUCAGCACCGGGGAGGAGGAUGAAGCGGAGAUGUUCCGCCAUAGGGCCAAGCUCUAUCGAUAUGAUCGCGACAACAAGGCGUGGAAGGAGCGCGGCGUCGGAGACAUCAAGGUCUUGAGGAACCCCAAGACUGGCAAUGCUCGCAUUCUCAUGAGGAGGGAUCAGAUCUUAAAGCUUUGUGCCAACCACUGGAUCACAGCAGACAUGGUCCUCAAGCCGAUGAUGGCUUCGGAGACUGCGUGGAUCUGGUUCGCCGUGGACUUCUCAGAGGAGGAGGCCAAGACCGAGCAGCUGGCUGUCAAGUUCAAGCACGUCGAGGAUGCCAAGCGCUUCAAGGAGUGUUUCCUUGAGGCUCAGGAACUACUAGGGGUCAAGGAAGAAAAGGAGGAGGAGGAGGAGGAAGAAGAAGAGGAGGUCGUCAGUAAGACCACCGAGAGCAGGUCCCUUAGAGCAUCGGAAGCUAACCCACAGCUUACAAGCCUUCUUAUGGGAAACAAUCAACUCUCAAUGGGGAAAGGGUCAUCAGCCAGUCUUGCAGCAAAGUUUGCCAAUAAACCUGGUUCAUGGGACUGCGAUGCCUGUUACUGUAACAAUGCAGCUGAGUCUUCUGCCUGCGUAGCAUGUACCGCACCAAAGCCAGGUACAGAUCCCAAACCAUCUACCGGCGCUGUCGGUGGUGCCUUUGCUUCUCCAGCGGGUUUAACCUUUGGUGCUAAGCCAAGCGGUGCAAGUACUGGAUUUGGCUUUGGAAGUCCUCCAACCACCGGAAGUACCACUGGUAGUGGCGUCGCCUUCAAGACACCUGCUGGGUUCAGCUUGUCUGGAAGUUCUUCCGCCUCGAAAGGUGCCACCCCUGACUCAACAACGACUGAUGGUGCUGCACCGUCAAGUGUAGCAUUCAAGGUUCCUGCAGGGUUCAGCCUCUCAUCUAAGUCGGCACCUUCAACCGGAUCCGUCUUUGGAGAAAAGAAGGACGACACCCAGAAGCCAAAAGAGAAUGACGGUGCCACUAAGACACCUUCAACAGGCUUUGCGUUUUGUGCCGCCGAUAACAACGAGGCGGCACCAUCAACUUCUGCCGGUGCAACCACUCCAGGCGGUACCUUGGUCACAGACAAGUUCACCUUUGGUAAACACAUGCCUCAGUUCUCCUUUGGUAGCAAGGAUAAAUCCAAGCCUGAUGCAGGGUUCGCCUUCGGUAAACCAGAUGCACCAGACGCGGGUGAAACCAAGGAAGGGUACCCAUUCUCAAGUGCCCUGAAGUCUUUGAGCUCUGAUGCUGAUGCAGACGCCUCAUCAUCUGCCUCAUCCUCUACACCCAGCAAACCUGCUCUGUCCUUCACCGACAUAGCCAAGUCUCAGGGUUCGUCCUUCACCUUCCGUAUGGACCUCAACGCGGUGACUGCCAAGAGCCCCAUCAAGUCCCCUGGAGGAGCCAAGUCUCCGGGCGUGGGAAGGUCUCCGAAGACCUCCUUCUCCAGGGGAGGUAGGACGCUGUCUGGAGGCUCCGUCGACGAGGUGGAGCAGGUGGAAGAUAUCUACUUUGAGCCCAUCUUCCAGAUGCCGGAUGAUUACGAAGUCAAGACGGGAGAGGAAGGAGAAGAAGUAAAGUUCAGUCACCGAGCCAAGUUAUACCGUUACGAUGGUGAAGCAAAGGCAUGGAAGGAGAGAGGUGUGGGAGACAUCAAGGUUCUCUACAACGCUCAAGAUCAUGCCUAUAGGAUCGUUAUGAGGAGAGAACAGGUGUUCAAAGUGUGUGCAAACCACUUCAUCACCUCCCACAUAGAGCUUUGCCCUAACUCUGGCUCUGACCGUUCAUGGGUGUGGUCAGCAAUGGACGCUUCGGAAGGAACGGUCCAGAACGAACAGCUGGCCGUCCGCUUCAAGACGGCAGACACGGCCAAAGAGUUCAAGGAGGCUGUCGACAAGGCCAAAGAAGAUUUAGAGAAGGGUGGAGGAAAGGAAACAAAGACUGAUGGCGCAGACUCUAAAAGUGCCGAGCCGGUAGUCAGGUCAUGUGAUCCUAACCUCUCGUCUGUUCUAGCUGAAGCUAUCAAGGCAUCGUCGGAACCCAACGCUGCAACCUCAACCAUUCAAUCAAUCGGUGGCGAAGUGAACCCAGAGGAAGAGCGAGACAUCCACUUCCAGCCGAUCGUCAAACUCCCAGACAACGUGGACAUCGUCACAGGGGAGGAGCACGAGGUGGCCGCGUUCGUUGGGCGUGGCAAGCUCUACCGGUUUGAUGGAGGGGUGCGGCAGUGGAAGGAGAGGGGCGUCGGUGAUAUGAAGAUCAUGAAGGAGGAGGAGACGGAUGUUUAUCGUAUCGUCAUGAGAAGAGAUCAGAUACACAAGGUGUGUGCCAACCACUACAUCACUAGUUCCAUGGCUCUGCACCCGAUGGCCGGGUCAGACCGCGCCUGGGUGUGGCAUGCCAUGGACGCAGCCGAUGGAGAACCGACCUCGGAGCAGUUAGCCAUCAAGUUCAAAGAUCCAUCCAUUGCUGCAUCCUUCAAGGAGAUGUUUGAGGAAGCCCAGACCAAGAUCGGACUCCAAGAAGCCGCUGGUGAUGAUGAUGGACAGACUGGGAGCCAGGAGGAGGGAGGAGCUACAGCAUCAUCAUCGUCUACCAGUCAUGCGGGAGACGGCAACAAAGAUCAACUGGAACUGAAGAAGGAAAAUGAGGAAGAAGAAGAAGAAGAAGAAGAAGAAGAGGAAGAAGAAGAUGAGGAGGAAUAUGAUGAUGAAGAGGGCGAUUAUGAAGAUGAAAGUGAGGAGGAGGAGGAAGACGAGGAUGAGGUUUACGAGUACGGUGAGGAUGAUAAUGACAACGAUGAAAGCAAAUCGGAAACCCAGUGAGCUUCUUUGUUUGCUUGCUUGGAGACAAACUCAACAGCAGCGAUAACUCUGAUGGACCACGGACAUCAUCACCCUCAUCGACAUCGACAUCGUCCACCAAUAAUGCCAGAGAAGAUAGAAUUAGAGGCAUUUAGUGAAAGAUGCGUAGUCAACAAACAAUAUGCAUCCAUAGAUGUUUAUGUUUUCUAUACCCUAUUUUGUAUUUCAUUCCUAAGGGGGUUUUUUUUAAUGGAUCUACCCCAAGUGGAAAAUUUCAUGGAAUGAUUAACCUUUUUUUUAUAGCAUUUGUUGUUGAAUUGACAUGAAAAUUUAGUAUUUAGAGGAAAUUCUAGCAAUUAUGGCUGACAUGGAGCUCACUGGUGUAAUGUUCCAAGUUAUGAUUGAAAGUGAAUGGGAGAUACAGGUACUUUGUUUAAAUUCUCAUACCGUUGAAACGGUUAUUAAAGGAUGCUAUAGAGAUUGUCAAGUAACAAUGUAAAAGUCUAGUUGCGCCCUUCAGAUGAAGAUCAUUAAGCCUUCUUCUCACAAAACAUUGUAAACUGUUUGAAUAUAAAAAGUGCUGUACGAAACUUGAAACUUGUGCAAACAAGUGGCAGGUAGCAGUGAACAAAAAAUCUUGCUGCACGCGCUUUAGCAAUUCAGGGAAUUUAUGGGAUAAAGAAAUGUGAAGAGCACUACUCUUGUGCCAUUAAAUUUUGCCAUGUCAUUUCUUGUUGAGGAGUGGGUUGGCAGUUCACAAUGUUGUGUAGAAUCAUGGCUGAAGAAAUUAAACAAACGCUUUACACAUUCCUAUAAGAAAUGAUCACUGGCAACCGAUGUAUGGUGUGGCCUGCAACACAAAUAACUACUUUUACUACAUAAGACAAUGCUUAUAGGUACAGUGGAUUGACAAUUAUAUACUAAAUUAGUGGAAAGUUGGGUAUGCAGUUGAAGAGAGUUGAGUUCUUUCCUGCGUAUCAUCAGUUUGGAGCCAGAGGGGCGGUAACUCCUACACUUUGACACGGAGUUCAAGCCCUUCUGGCUCUGAACAGAGGAUGCCAUUACUGAAGAUAAUUUGAAUUUUGUUAAUAAGUGUGUCUCAAAAUACUGAGUUGAUGAGAUUUUAGGCAAGUUGGAGGCUUUCCUUUGUCACUUUCCUACCUUUUCAGGAGCAUACAUGUAGAUAAUGAAAAUAAUUCAAAUAUAUGUUAUGAAUUCAAUGAUUAAUAACAGUCAAGAUAAUCUAAGAUCCUUUAUUUUCCAACUUAAUUUCAACCAUUACUCUCUCUUUGUCGUCUUGUAUGAAAAUCAUGUGGAUUGCAUACUGACAGUGUAUUUCUCUCUAUUUCUUUCAUCAAAUUAUUAAGUAAUGCUACCACUAUGCCUAGGCUAUUUAUCCUGUAGUCCCAUGCACUUAUUAUUAUGUCGCAUGGAGAGUAAACGUUUUCGACGAUGGUGUUUCCUACUAAAAUGUAUCAGAGGUUUAAGGACUUACAAAAGAGGCAAGUGUUUAAUAUAAACCAGAUGAUGAUCUUUUUUGCUAUGUACAAUCGUUCUCCCAUGAAAACAUGAAAUGAUUAUAGUUUUUGUUUCGAUUAACCUUUUUUUUAUGGUAUAGUGCUUUCCAUAUUGUUUUAUUUUUUGGUGUAUAUGUCCUCGUCAAAGAAUUUUGUGUCCUGUGUUAAUGUUGUAAAGAAAGCCUAGUAAGCCUUCCAUUAUCAAAUAUUUGGAUGUAAUUUUUAAAGUAAGAACACGCCUUAUUGUUGAUUCAUUUUAGCGUAUAAUAAAAUAUUGAGUUGAUGCUUGUA
Messenger RNA from Strongylocentrotus purpuratus (purple sea urchin), 9691 nucleotides. RefSeq names its product RANBP2-like and GRIP domain-containing protein 5/6. The coding region runs from base 123 to 7904 and encodes 2593 amino acids. Gene Ontology annotation, biological process: intracellular transport. The record is from RefSeq and is a predicted model, not a curated record. Gene Ontology annotation, molecular function: protein binding; GTPase activator activity. The transcript is spliced from 39 exons. Gene Ontology annotation, cellular component: cytoplasm; nuclear pore. Lineage: Eukaryota; Metazoa; Echinodermata; Echinoidea; Camarodonta; Strongylocentrotidae.